Messenger RNA from Pollicipes pollicipes, 1832 nucleotides. Its product is annotated as long-chain specific acyl-CoA dehydrogenase, mitochondrial. The record is from RefSeq and is a predicted model, not a curated record. Gene Ontology annotation, molecular function: long-chain fatty acyl-CoA dehydrogenase activity; flavin adenine dinucleotide binding. The transcript has 7 exons. NCBI's taxonomy places the organism in Eukaryota, Metazoa, Arthropoda, Thecostraca, Pollicipedomorpha, Pollicipedidae. Gene Ontology annotation, biological process: long-chain fatty acid catabolic process. The coding region runs from base 76 to 1404 and encodes 442 amino acids.
GAUUGGAGGAGGGCAGUUUUCAUUGGAGGGCUUGCGGGGAGCGGGGCUGAGUACAUUGUUGGGGAAGCCGCAGAAAUGGCUUUCGUUAGGUCUUUCCGAGGGUCCCAGCGGUUUGCGAGUGCUUGUUUAAGGCAGCAGAUCUUGGACGCAGGCAGAAAUGGCGGAUUACUUUCACGCCACUUCAGCGGAACAUCUAGGAGGUGCAAGGACUUCCGCCCCGCCACAUCGCAGAUGCCCAAGCUGACUGACAUCGGGAGCCGCCCGCUCUACAACUCAGAUCAUGACAUGUUCCGGGAGUCGGUCAGAAAGUUCUUCGAUCAGGAAGUGAAGCCUUACCACGCACAGUGGGAGAAGGACGGUGAAGUGAGCCGCGAGGUGUGGCUCAAGGCUGGCGAGCAGGGCCUGCUCGGCGUCAACACGCCCGCAGAGCACGGCGGUAUUGGCGGCGACUGGCUUGACGCCUCCAUCGUGCUGGAAGAACAAGGGUACAGCAACUGCACCGGUCCGGGGUAUGCCAUGCACUCCGACAUCGUCAUGCCGUACAUUUCCCACUACGGCACCAAGGAGCAGAUAGAGAGGCUGCUGCCGGAUAUGACGGCUGGCAAGAAGAUCGGCGCCCUGGCCAUGACCGAGCCCGGAGCAGGCAGUGAUCUGCAGGGUGUUCGCACGACCGCCGUUAAGGACGGCGACGACUAUAUCUUAAAUGGCAGCAAGGUCUUCAUCACCAACGGCUACAUGUGCGACGUGGUGAUCGUGGUGGCCAUCACAAACCCGACGGCCAAGUCUCCGGCGCACGGCAUCAGUCUCUUCCUGGUGGAGGAGGGCAUGCCAGGCUUCCGCAAGGGACAGAAGCUGCAGAAGAUGGGCAUGAAGGCACAGGACACGGCUGAGCUGUUCUUCGAGGACGUCCGUCUGCCGAAGUCGGCACUUCUGGGCAAGGAGAAUGGCGGUUUCUAUCAGCUCAUGCAGGAACUUCCCCAGGAGCGUUUGUUGAUCGGCAUCAUGGCCAUGGCCAACUGCGAGUGGGCGUUCGAAGAGACUCGUGAAUACCUGAUCAACAGAAAGGCUUUUGGCAAAACCCUCAGCAAUCUGCAGACGAUCCAGCACCGUCUGGCGGCGAUGAAGACGGAGCUGGCCGUGUGCCGCGCCUUCACUGACCAGUGCGUCGAGCUGCACGCGAAGGGAAAGCUCGACGGCGCCAUGGCCUCCAUGAACAAGUACUGGAUCACGGACCUCCAGAACCGCAUCACCUACGAAUGCGUUCAGCUGCACGGCGGCUGGGGCUACAUGUGGGAGUACCCCAUCUGCAAGGCCUACGUGGAUGCCAAGGUCCAGACAAUUUAUGGUGGCAGCAACGAGAUCAUGCGGGAGCUGAUUGCUCGACAGAUUGUGUCAAAAAAGUAGGCGCGGGUGUACACUCUCGUAAUCGCAACCGACCCUACUGUGUUUUGAUUUUUGUGAGGUAUAUCAAACCAAGUAACGGAUUUAUGGCACUGUGGAAUAAUUGAGUCAUGAAAUGAAUUAUUGGACCUGUUCCUGGAUGGCGCCUGAGUGUUGGUCGCGUGCGCAAGAAUAUUAUUACCAAUACUGUAUCGUAGCGUCUUAUUGAUACGGUGGUUUUUCGGGUUGUGUAGAUAAUUGCGAAAAGAAACGUUGGUCGCUUCGUCCGUGCACGUCUUAUCGAGUAACAAAUGUCAGGUGCAUUUUGUGAUACUCUAACAUUUCAAUGCAAUUGUGGGUACAAUGAAGCAAAAGCCAGCUCCUUCAGUUUUGCUCAGAAGAGUCAAAACUCAGUCACGUGACGUUUCGUUAAAAUACAAAUCGUGCAAGGA